AUGAACGUUUAUAGGCAGAGAGCAGGAUUUGAGAGUGGAAAAGAAAACAUUGUUAAUCACUACUACUCUGACUCCGACACCUACGUUCUUGUGGACGCCGUCAGCGUCAUAGCAAAAAUGACACGGGAGCAGGUGUGGGAGAUGUAUGGAGGAUUCCUAAUUGAGUAUUCCAUGGAAAUAGGAUGGGACGACCUAAUCCGCUCCAUGAGCCCAAAUCUGAAGGGAUUUCUUGACAACCUGGAUUCACUCCAUUAUUUCAUCGACCACGUGGUAUACAAAGCAAACUUACGAGGGCCGUCUUUUCGGUGCGAAGAUAAUCCCGAUGGUACAAUCACUUUACAUUACUACACCGGAAGACCUGGUCUUUACCCAAUCGUGAAAGGAGUGCUACGCGAGGCAGCUAAACGUGUUUUCAAGCUUGAUGUUGUUCUCACAAUCACCGGACGUACACAAAGAAGUGUACAAAUGGCUACUGGGGAACGUGUCGAAGAGCAUGUUAUAUUUCUGAUUAAGGUGAUUUUAUGA
This is a messenger RNA of Necator americanus (New World hookworm), 525 nucleotides long. RefSeq lists its product as uncharacterized. Gene Ontology annotation, biological process: response to oxygen levels. Gene Ontology annotation, molecular function: heme binding; guanylate cyclase activity. Gene Ontology annotation, cellular component: guanylate cyclase complex, soluble. The record is from RefSeq and is a predicted model, not a curated record. NCBI's taxonomy places the organism in Eukaryota, Metazoa, Nematoda, Chromadorea, Rhabditida, Ancylostomatidae. The coding region runs from base 1 to 525 and encodes 174 amino acids. The transcript is spliced from 4 exons.